Molecule: messenger RNA, 2050 nt
Organism: Ananas comosus (pineapple)
Lineage: Eukaryota; Viridiplantae; Streptophyta; Magnoliopsida; Poales; Bromeliaceae
Product: leucine-rich repeat extensin-like protein 2
Molecular function (GO): protein binding
Source: RefSeq, a predicted model, not a curated record
GAGAGAGAGAGAGAGAGAGAGAGAGAGGAAGCAGCCAAGCGCCAAGCAAAGCAGAGGGACACCCCCCACCCCCAUGCAGUGGAAGAGCAAACCAUCCAUGUUAUUGUUAUUAUUAUUAUUAUUAUUCCCCUGAUCAUCUCUUUGGAUCUCAUCAACCCCCAAACCCCAUCAUCUCCCCAUCCACGUGAUGUGAUCUCCAUCUCCAUCUCCCCCUCUUCCUCCUCCUCUCUUUCCUCACAUAUUCUCCUCCUCCAUUAGACCAUUACUGUAUCCAACCAACCAACCAACCAACCAACCCAUUACACAAUCAUGGAGCUGCCGGGUUCUCGAGCGAGAAGCGUAGCGACGACGACGGCGAUGUUCUUCGCGGCGACGCUUCUGCUGCUGAUCAUCUCGGCGGCGUCGGCGUCGGCGUCGGCGUCGGUGGAGCCGCCGGCGUCGUGGUCGUUCCCGAACGCGCGGCUGCGGGCGGCGUACGUGGCGCUGCAGACGUGGAAGCAGACGGCCAUCUUCUCGGACCCGCGGAACCUGACGGGCGGCUGGUCGGGCCCGGACGUCUGCUCCUACUUCGGCGUGUUCUGCGCGGCGCUGCCGUCCGACCCCUCUGACGGGGCCGGCUUCCUCCCCGACGAGCUCUUCCUGGGCCUCCCCGACCUCGCCCUCUUCCACCUCAACUCCAACCGCUUCUGCGGCACCCUCCCGCGCGCCCUCGCCGGCCUCGCCCUCCUCCACGAGCUCGACCUCAGCAACAACCGCUUCGUCGGCGCCUUCCCGGGCGUCGUCCUCGACCUCCCCGCCCUCCGCUACCUCGACCUCCGCUUCAACGAGUUCGAGGGCCCCAUCCCCGCGGGCCUCUUCGACCGCCCCCUCGACGCCAUCUUCCUCAACUCCAACCGCCUCCGCCGCCCCAUCCCCGCCAACCUCGGCGACUCCCCGGCCUCCGUCGUCGUCCUCGCCCACAACCGCCUCGGCGGCUGCAUCCCGCCCUCCAUCGGCCGCAUGGCCGACACCCUCAACGAGAUCGUCCUCCUCGACGACGGCCUCGCCGCCUGCGUCCCGCCCGAGGUCGGCCUCCUCCGCCGCCUCACCGUCUUCGACGUCAGCUUCAACCUCCUCCAGGGGCCCCUCCCCUCCGCCCUCUCCGGCGCCGCCGACCUCCAGCAGCUCGACGUCGCCCACAACCGCCUCACGGGCGCCGUCCCGGAGGCCGUCUGCGCGCUGCCCAGGCUCGAGAACUUCACCUACGCCUACAACUUCUUCACGUCGCGCCCGCCCGCCUGCCCGCCGGCCAUGGACGGCAGGUUCAACUGCAUCCCCGGCCAGCCGUCCCCGCGCCCGCCGGGCCAGUGCGCCGCCGCCGCCGCCCACCCCUUCGACUGCACCAAGUCCGACUGCUCCCGCCACCAUUACCCCUACCCCGUCCCCUUCCCUCCGGCGCCGCCGGCCCAUGAAUGGAGGCGGGGCUACAUUCCGCCGCCCGCCCCCGUCGGCGGCCCCACCAGGGGCAACUUACGCCGCCCGCCCCCUCCCGCCGCCAACUCUCACACAACUCCCCCCGCCUUUCCGGCUACUACGCCGCCGCCGCCUUCGUCCGCAUACCAGCCCGGGCACCGAAUGCCGCUGCCGCCUUACCAUCCCACUCCAUCGCCCUCCUCGCCGGCGGGUUCUUCACCGCCUCCGGGAUCGCCGACAGCUCCGUCGUAUCAGACGCCGCCGCCGCCGAAGGGUCACGACGGAGGGCUGCCAUUCCCGCCGGUUGUCGGCAUUCCCUAUGCGUCUCCGCCGCCGCCGGCCAUUCCCUACAACUGAAUCCUUCCUACCAUAAUCUCUUCUUCUUCUUCCUCCUCUUUUUUCCACUCUCUAUUUUUGCAAUUAAGAAGUGUCUGAUUAUUAUUAUUAUUAUUAUUAUCAUCAAAAUAUUAUUAUUAUUAUUGAAUUAAAGUGUUGUAUUCUAUCCCUUUUCGCCUUAAUUUCCCCUGUAAACUGGAGUAAAGUGUUGGCUGUUGGUUGUUGAGUAUGCAGAAGAGUCGCCUCCUCUUUUUUGCUUUAA